UUACACUUUUGCCUGAUUACGACAUUUCUAAGCUUUCACUGUUUCUAUGUAAAAAGCUUUUAGAGAAGUAAAAAGUUGGAAAAAAUCAAGGUAAUUAUCUGAGUGAGACUGGGUAAGGUAGCUGAUUUUGACACUUGAUGGCAAUGGCAGCUUCUUCUCUUCUUUCCCUCUUCAAGCCAAACCUCUCAGCCUCUAAAAGGACCAUUAAGCCCCUUGCUGUUCUCAACAACUCCCCGAAAAUGCGGGUUCCUUACGAGUUAAAACAUGGGCAAACCCGUCUUUUCCACCAGCUGCCUUCUGGACUGAACAUGGAGGUGAUUGAGCAGAAGUGUAAUAAAGAUCCAGAUAAGAGAAGCAGUGAAAGUGAAAACCCACCUCUUGUUUUUGUUCAUGGAAGCUAUCAUGCAGCUUGGUGCUGGGCUGAGCAUUGGUUGCCUUUCUUUUCAAGCUUUGGCUAUGAUUGCUAUGCUCUUAGCUUGUUGGGUCAGGGUGAGAGUGAUGGUCCUACUGGUUCUGUUGCUGGGACUCUACAGACACAUGCAGGUGAUAUUGCUGACUUCAUCCAAAAAAACCUCGAGUUACCACCAGUGUUGCUUGGACAUUCAUUUGGAGGCCUGAUUAUUCAAUAUUACAUUGCAAAUAUUAGAAAUGAAAAAUUUAUAGAAAUGAAGAAGUUGUACCCUGAUCUUACCGGAGCUGUCCUGGUCUGUUCUGUACCUCCUUCAGGCAAUAGUGGGUUAGUGUGGCGCUAUCUCUUUUCCAAGCCUAUUGCUGCUUUUAAGGUCACACUCAGCUUGGCAGCCAAGGCUUUUCAAACUGAUCUUUCUCUUUGUAAGGAAACCUUUUUCACAUCAGCAAUGGAGGACCAUCUGGUGAUGCGUUACCAAGAGCUAAUGAAAGAAAGUUCAAGAAUGCCAUUGUUUGAUCUGCAGAAGUUAAAUGCAUCACUUCCAGUUCCUUCAGUGCCAAAAUCUUCCAUUGAAGCCCUUGUGAUUGGUGCAAGGGACGACUUCAUAGUGGAUGCAGAAGGACUUGCAGAAACUGGAAGAUUAUAUGGCGUGUCACCGAUCUGUGUUGAAGGUGUUGCCCACGACAUGAUGCUAGAUUGUUCAUGGGAAAAAGGUGCAGAACAUAUCCUAUUGUGGUUAAAUGGAUUGAGCAGAUAGGAUCGAACCUCACUGGAAAGGUCUUCCAGGUUUAUAACGUUAGUUUUCUGCAGAUUUGUCCAUCUGGCAAAAAGAACAAGAGAAAACUGGGACUGAACUGUAGUAUAAUCUGAUUUGCAUUGCAAUUUUGGAGUUUUUAAUGGUCUCUACUCGAUUCGAAAAUAGUCUGCAUUGGAAAUGGUUUACAAAAGACAACCAAUUGUAGUUUUUGAGAGAGUGAAAACUAAGAUUAGCCCUCUUGUUGAAUC
This is a messenger RNA of Ricinus communis (castor bean), 1414 nucleotides long. RefSeq lists its product as uncharacterized. The transcript has 8 exons. The record is from RefSeq and is a predicted model, not a curated record. The coding region runs from base 138 to 1166 and encodes 342 amino acids. NCBI's taxonomy places the organism in Eukaryota, Viridiplantae, Streptophyta, Magnoliopsida, Malpighiales, Euphorbiaceae.